This is a messenger RNA of Dioszegia hungarica, 1782 nucleotides long. RefSeq lists its product as uncharacterized. The transcript has 4 exons. The coding region runs from base 1 to 1782 and encodes 593 amino acids. Lineage: Eukaryota; Fungi; Basidiomycota; Tremellomycetes; Tremellales; Bulleribasidiaceae. The record is from RefSeq and is a predicted model, not a curated record.
AUGCUGCGGACGACCAGUGCGUCCGGUAAUGUGUCUUCGCCGGCCACAUCGCCCGCGAGGUCGUCGGCGAUCCCAGUCGAGAAGGGAAGUUCCGCUUAUCCCACACCCGCCUCAGGCCGAGCUCGGCAAUCUACCGUCUCCCUCUCGCAGCCCCAUCCCGCGCGGUCCCAGACCACCCUCCACUCCUCACCAGCGGUCGACUCGCUCACCCCUGCUUCUCGAGCUCGCCCUUCGAAGGCCCGGUCCUCCACCGCUCCACCCACCACUCCCGCCACUGAGCAGAUUCACGAAAUGGCGCUCCAUCUCCGCUCCGCCAUGCUCAACAAGUCACUCACUUUCCCUCGUCCCUAUCCAGACCGGCCACUCACAGUCUCCUACGCCGAAGUAGGCAAGCCGGACGGAUACCCUGUCCUCAUCUUCCUCGGCGUCGGGUGCGUGCGGUACCUCAUCGCGCUGUAUGAUCAGCUCGCGCUAGUCUAUGGCUUGCGGCUCAUCUGCGUCGAUCGGUGGGGUUAUGGCAAGACAGACCAGGUGGACCAGGUGGAUCGGGGGUUGAUUGAGUGGUCGGGCGUGAUAGGCCAGGUGGUGCGCAAGUUGGGGAUAAGCAGGUUUCAAGUGGUGGCGCACUCGGCGGGGACGCCUUACGCUAUGGCAGUGGCGAGGCGAUAUCCGGAUAUGAUACGCGGCAGGCUGCAUCUGCUAGCGCCGUGGGUCGGGCAGGAUCACGAUACCGUGUCCAAAUGGCUCAAGUGGGUUCCAGGAGGCGUCAUUCGGACGGCAACAGCGGCAGACCAUAAGCUGCAGACGUACUUCCUCGGCAAGGCGCCUCGACUCCAGUACGCCCCUAUCAGCUUUGAUGCUCAGCUGGUCCAGCCCAUCCCGGGCGAGUCUGGGCGAACGUUCGAGCCGCCCGCGGAGGAACUGGAGGAGUCGACGAAAGCACCAAACCUCAUCCGGAGGGCGAGCACGGUGUUUAGCAAUUCCAAGCCUCGCUCUCGGAGCAUAUACGGGACAGCGGCCAGCGCGUCGACUAUCAACCUCUCCCUUCCUACCUUCGGAUUCGGGUCACCCACUUCCGGCCGUCGGGUCGCGUCUACCGGUUCUCCCACCCCUGGACCAGAAGGGACCGCCUCGUCCGGUCCGUCCUCGGGCAUGCUGGCGACGCCGGAUCAAUCCAUGGAGAUCUCGCCCAGCGCGGUUGAUUUUGGGCUGGGAGAGGGGUUCGGGUCGUUCGCGACGGACCUGGAACUGGCCAUGCCUAUCAUUGGCAACGGACCUAUAUCCGCCCUCAUGCCCCUAUCUUCAAUGACGUCCCUUCCCGCCCUCCCCGAGUCCCGAUUCCCCUCCGACACCGCAUUCUCUACGGCCCUCUCGCAAGCCUCCCACGCAGAGUGCGAACCCGGAACCACCUCGGAUAUCCUCCGUAUCAUCCUGAACAAACCCCACCGGGCCCGGGGCUUCAGGUAUGAGGACGUUACUGCCCUCACGCACGUCUGGGUAGGCAAGGAUGAUCGGAUCAUAUCCAAAGAGAGUAUCAAGUGGAUGGAGGAGGUGUGUGGGAGUACGGUCGAUCGGAGGGUUGGGGUAGGGCAUAAUCUGAUGAGUAUCCCCGGGGUGCUGUGUGAUUUGUUCAAGUGUCUAGGGGAGGAGGCGAGGACGGGGUGUAGGAUGGAAGAAGGGAACAGGGAGACUGAGAGAGCAGAGAGGGAGGAGGAGACAAGGAGAGAACAUCGGAGAAGAGAGGAGUCGGGCAGGAAGGAGGGACGGAGGGAGAGGCGGUAG